Cryphonectria parasitica EP155 is the source of this 543-nucleotide messenger RNA. RefSeq lists its product as uncharacterized. The annotation marks the transcript as partial. The transcript is spliced from 2 exons. The record is from RefSeq and is a predicted model, not a curated record. Lineage: Eukaryota; Fungi; Ascomycota; Sordariomycetes; Diaporthales; Cryphonectriaceae.
CGCCUUCAGCUUUCUCUGACUAUCAACUUCCAAGAUUUUGAAGUUAUGCCUUAUUCUUUCUGUAUUUCGAAGGGGUUGGAGUGUAAGAUGAUAGAAGGUAUCAAAAGGUGUUCCUGUUGUGUUCGCUGGGGUCGUUCCUGCGAUGGUUCCAGUGUUCCGGUGAAUGCUUUGUCUCGUAUUAUCACCGAGCUUGGUUGUUUAGAUCGGAAGGAGUUGGAUGCGGAGAAAGUUCUUCUCGAGCUUCAGUCUAAGUUGGGCGAGGCAACGGCUCGUUUGGUGCGUUUGCGGAAACAGAAACGCUCCCUGCAUGAUCGUGGCGCGAAGAUGGUUAGUCAGAGUCUGCGUUCUCUGGACGAGCUGGAGGAGGAGGAGCGUUGGAAGGAGGAUGCUCGGCGUGCUGCCGAGUCUGAGGCUGUGGUUGAGGCUCAGUCUUGGGGUGCUCUUGACGUGGUGGAUUGGGAUAAUGUUUUAGGUGGGGUUGCGGCGUCUGAUUUCUGUCCUGAGGCUUCUGGAUCUCGGUUCGGGGCGGAGCGAUCAUCUUAG